Molecule: messenger RNA, 1881 nt
Organism: Aureobasidium namibiae CBS 147.97
Lineage: Eukaryota; Fungi; Ascomycota; Dothideomycetes; Dothideales; Saccotheciaceae
Product: acetyl-CoA synthetase-like protein
Exons: 4
Coding region: 1-1881 (626 amino acids)
Biological process (GO): secondary metabolic process
Molecular function (GO): CoA-ligase activity
Source: RefSeq, a predicted model, not a curated record
AUGUCUGAUCUCGAACUGUCCUACGUUGGCGCUCCACCUCCAGCUCUUCCUCAAGCCAACAUCUUCGACUUCAUCUUCUCCAAUCCUCUUCGAAAGGAUGGCCCUGUCUCCCAACAUGCUCCCGACCUUCAAUCUCGCAACCAUGUCAUACCCAACAUAGCUCCUCACAAGCCUCUGCUUGUUGAUCCUCUCUCAGCCGCCCAAGUCAGUUGGGAUAGAGUCCGAAUCGAUUCAUUGCGUAUUGCAGCUGGACUGCAUGCUUUAGGCCUGCAACCUACCCCUACUGCUCCUCUCUCCUCGGAUAGCAAUACUCCAAUAAUCUCUCCAGUUGUCUUGCUACAUCUUCCCAAUUCCCUGGCCUUUGCUCCGCUGCUCUUCGGUGUGCUUGCCUCAGGCCUGACUGUGACUAUGGCUAACCCUGGACUGACAUCUGGUGAGCUCGCAUGGAUUCUAAAAUCCGCCGAACCUCAAGUCGUUGUGACAACGCCAGAAGGUCUGCAGGUUCUCAAUGCAGCCAUCGGCGAGACCGAGAGCCCCAAAGUCAAGGCUAAUCUCAUCAACAAACACCGUAUCUAUAUCGUAGACCCUUCUCACGACGAGUACGGUCUCCCUUCUGCGCAUACCAAGACUACCGGUCAGGAUCACCAUUCACAAGACUGGAAAGCGUUGCUAGCCUCAAAGCCACUAAAGGCUCCAGUUCAAUUCAACUCAGGCGAAUACCAGAAACGAACGGCAGUCAUCCUCUGGUCUUCUGGUACUUCGGGCAAAUCCAAGGGUGUUGUUCUCUCGCAUCAAGCCCUUGUCAGCAACGUACACUCACUUUGGCAUAUCAACCAGGCAUUCGAUGGAGAUCAACGAUGGCUAGGCUUUGCUCCAUUCUACCACAUCUUUGCCUUGUGCAACGUCCUACUACUUGCGGUCGCAUCCGGAGCCACCAUCUUUGUCAUGCCAAAGUUUGAUCCCAAGCUUAUGCUCGAUAACGUACAGCGCUUCCGCGUCACCUUCCUACAUAUGGCACCUCCAGUCGCUGUGAUACUUGCCAAAUCGCCCAUGCUGGAUGCUUACGACGUCACGAGUAUCAAGGGCGCUGUUAGCGGAGGUGCUCCUCUACCAUCAGAGAUUGUCGAACAAGUUUAUCGGAGGUUGGGUAUAUUGAUAAAGCUGGGUUACGGUCUCUCAGAAUCUGGGUCCGUGUGUAACCAAGUAGGAGAGACAUGGGAAGUGAUUCAGCCACAGCUAGGGAACACUGGCAUGCCGUGUUUCGGUAUUGAGCUCAAGAUCGUGUCUGUCGACGAACCCACCAAGGUCGUAGCUAAGGGCCUCGAGGGCGAGAUUUUGAUCAGGUCUCCAACAAACAUGACCUGCUACCUCAAUAACAAGGCAGCCACCGACGAAGCUCUCGACAGCGAAGGCUGGUUCCACACUGGUGACGUGGGCAAAAUCGACAACAAAGGUCACCUCUGGAUCACCGAUCGCUUGAAGGAUGUGAUGAAAGUCAAGGGCUUCCAGGUCUCGCCUUCCGAACUCGAGAACAUCCUCUGCGGCAGCUCUUCCGUAGCCGAUGCCGCUGUAUGUGGUCUCUUCGAUGCCGGUCUUGCAACAGAGCUACCUAGAGCUUAUGUCGUGCCUUCUUCGAAACAUCUAUUGGCUCAGUGUACGCCAAAUGGGCCCAAAACUCCAGAGCUUCAUGCCCUAGCUCAAGAGAUCAAGCAGUUGAUGGAAGCCAAGACUGUACGGUACAAGUGGUUGACGGGUAACAUUGUGUUUGUAUCGGCAGUGCCAAAGUCACCCAGUGGAAAGAUCUUGAGGCGUAUGCUUGUGGGGGUGCAAGGCGUAGAGAUAAAACUUUACCUGAGCCGGGCUGAGAAGGCAAAGCUGUAG